Messenger RNA from Linnemannia hyalina, 510 nucleotides. The record is from the annotation of a GenBank genome assembly. Lineage: Eukaryota; Fungi; Mortierellomycota; Mortierellomycetes; Mortierellales; Mortierellaceae.
AUGGCCGUUGCCGCCGCCGUCGCCGUCCUUCUCUGUUCCGUCCUCGACUCUACCGAGGCAGUCAAAAUUGCCUUUUCAAACUAUCCGGUGACAUUGGCUCUCAAGUACGGACCGUACGACAUCAGUGGCUGCGACUCCACCUACAACGGCGAGAAUCCGAACGUCCUGUUUUCUUCCCUGCGCAUAAACCGUCAGGUACAGGUCGCUCUCUUGCAUCUGGACGACUAUGCAGGUGGCCGGGAAGCGCUUUGCAACCAGUGCCUGAUGGUGACGGACCUCGAAGGCACCAAAUCGAUCAUGGUGCGACUGAUGGGAGACUGUCCAGGCUGCGUGGCGAACGAGUUACGGUUGUCGCCGGCGGCGUAUGAGUAUUUGGGGGAUGGGUAUGGACAAAUGGAUGGGUUCUUUUCUUUUACGGAUUGCCCUGACCCAGGCUCGAAGGAGGCCAUCGAUAAGUUUGGACCAUUGAAGGGAAGGCCACCCGGCCCGGUGCCCAAGAUUGGGUUGUAA